Molecule: messenger RNA, 1875 nt
Organism: Stylophora pistillata
Lineage: Eukaryota; Metazoa; Cnidaria; Anthozoa; Scleractinia; Pocilloporidae
Source: RefSeq, a predicted model, not a curated record
GGAGACUUGUUUUCAUUUUUGCACUUUUGCUUUGCUGAAGAAAUUUUCUUUUUCACCUUGAAUUUGUAGAUUAAUGCAAAAUCGAUCACCUUUUUCGGAUUUAGACACUUUAUUAGUUAAUGUAUCAUCAUGUCAGCUCCAAGGGCAGAUCAGUUCAGGUCAUCGGAAAACAAACCUGUGAUCGGGCUUCGUCCGAUCAGAGAAAGGAACAAGAGAUCAGAGGCUUUGAUCGAGGAACAGCUUGUAAUCAUGAGAGAAACUCAGAAUGCUCUACAGAAAACCUUACAAAACCUUGAAAAAGCUUCCGCAGAGGAUGACCAUCAAAAGACUGAGAAAGAGUUGGAGCAGCUUUUCAGCAGAAGUGGGGAGCUACUUUUAGUUAUUCAGGUUUUAAUGAAGAUUCGGAAUGAGCUAGCACAUGCACGACUAGACCUGGAAAGAGCCAUAAAAGUGAAUUCUGGGGUUGAUGCAGCCAAAAAGAGGGUGAAAUGGCUUCAAGACAGAUUGGAGAAAGUACUGCUUACUGCUAAAAGCUACUGCCAUUUGUACAACAGGUUGUUGCUGGCGAGAAGUAAGACCCCUGAAUUAGGAUUAAAAGAUCAGAUUUCUGAAAAGCUGUGGAAUAUACUCUCAGAUGGACAACAACAACUACUACUUGAAAGUGAAAAGAGGAGACCUGCAGCCAGUACUACACUGAACAGCAAACAGGCAGCACCUAUUGUGAAGGAAAUUGCUAGAAUGCAGCUAACAGACUCCAAGGCCCUUGGAUCAAUCUCAACAACUAAAUUAGAAGAAAAGAAAAAAGACGAACAUCCAGUUAUAGUAACUGACACAGUUUUACAGACUGAAAAGGACAAUACUGUUGUCAGAGAAAAGAGCUUGUCCCAAAAAAGGAAACAGAGGAAGAGGUCACAUGGCUCAAAAGGUGGCAGCAAUCAAUCAUCAUUCCACAAUUUGAUGCAGAUGUUUCCUCCAACAACUUCACAGGAGGGUCAGUCUGAUCAAGAAUCUGAUACCACUGCUGAACCAGAAUCAGAACCCGAAGAUUUUGAUGAUCAACGAUCAGUUUCUGUGGUUAGUUCUGUGGGCAUUAAUGAGUUAGAAGCACUUGAAGCUGAUGCUAAGGAUGUGGUUCCAGCAGUGGAGGUGUCUGAGAUUGUUGAUAUGCCAUUCGAUACAGAAGAUUCACCAGAAAGCAAAACUGAUCCAGUAAAGUCUGGAGGCUUGAAGGAAAUUUCUACAGCAGUCUCAAGGAAAGAGGAAAGUGAAAACAUGGAGGAUGAUGAUAAGGUGGCAGAGUACUGGCACUCAGAUCAUCACAAGUUUGAAUGGUCAAAUUAUAUGCAAAGUCUUGAUGCUCGUUCCUGGCAUGCCCUCGGGCUGGGAGUACCUGAGAGUUUUUUGUCAAAAGAUAAGCCAAAUUUUGACCCUGAACUUCCCUGGAAAGAGAAACCAAUGAAAGUCAACAGCGUCAUUGAUGUACAUAAAAUUGCACUUGACAAGUUACUGUUGAGACUUCACAAAAUGUAUGAAGCUAUUGGACAAGCCACUCAGACAACAAUAGACCCAACUUUGAAAGAUCAAAAAAUUGAGACAGUGAUGGGAAAACUUGAAUUGGAAGUAGAGGGAGGCUCAGCAAUGGAAAAACAGCAGAAUCCAAAGAAACUGUAUCCACAGCCCUCCUCAUCGUGGUGUGAAGAUUUUGAAGGAGGUUAUAGAAUGCCAAGAAUUUUCAAAGUGAAAUCAAAACAAAAAAUCCAGAGCAUUGUGCAGCCACAUUAUUUGCCAAGAAAAGAGGAAAGUCCUAAAAGUGAGAGACAAGCUGUUGAAUCAGAUCUUGCCAACACAUCCUUGUGGAGGCCAGCUGUGCUGUAG